UCCUCCCGAGCGGGCCCCUUCUCGCGGGAGUCCCCCUGGAGCUGCAGUUCCCGGCUGGCCCACUCGCGCCCGCGCGGAGCCCACAGGCACCUGGGGGAGGGGAGUCCUGGGCAGGGCCAGGCUGGGAAGGCGCCGGGCACCGCCGGGCGCUAACAAAGGGAGCUGGCUGCUGGCCGGCGCGGGCGCGGGAGCGGAGCUCAGCGCGGAGCAGCCGCAGCCUCCAGGCGGGGCGCGCAGGAUUGAGGGUAGAGCCAAUUGUGCAGAUCUCUGCAGUGAGCAGCCCAGGGAGGAGCCACCAGUGUCUGGGAGCCCAGCUGAAAUGAACCGGCUCUCCUGAGCCUGUCUCAAGCCCGUCUGCCAGGUUUCAUCCCAGUGCUGAGAUGUUUUUUAAUCACCCUGAGAAAAAUGGGCCUUGGCCUCCAGACACAAUAAAGCAAACCUCCCGUCCAUGGAGAGUAGUGCUGGUUCCUGAGGAUCUGGGAGGCCUGCAGCCCCAGGGGGAUUAGCCAGAAGCAGAUUUGUUUCCCUGCUUAAAACAGAGCUACACUCAGCUUUCAUUAUGUUUCACACCAACCUGAAGAAAAAAUUCAGCUACUGUAUCCUGGUCUUUCUCCUGUUUGCAGUCAUCUGUGUGUGGAAGGAAAGAAAGAAAGGGAGUUACUAUGGCUCCCUUAAAGUGCAAACCAAGGAAUUCCAGGUGCUCAAGAGCCUUAAAAAACUGUCCAUGGGGUCUGGUUCCCGGUCUAUGUCAUCAAGCAGUACCCAGCUCCCCCACCGGCUCACCCAGACCCUCAGUCCCAGGGUCCCAUCCAAGGCCAAACUGCAGCCCACCUUCCAGGUGUGGAACAAAGACAGCUCAUCCAAAAACCUUGUCCCCAGGCUGCAAAGUAUCCGGAAGAAUUAUCUUCGCAUGAACAAGUAUAAAGUAUCCUAUAAGGGGCCGGGGCCAGGCGUCAAGUUCAGUGCAGAGGCUCUGCGCUGCCACCUCCGGGCCCAUGUAAACGUAUCCAUGGUGGAAGCCACAGAUUUUCCCUUCAAUACCUCUGAAUGGGAGGGUUACCUGCCCAGGGAGAACAUUAGGACCAAGGCUGGGCCGUGGCACAGGUGUGCUGUUGUCUCAUCAGCGGGAUCUCUGAAGUCCUCACAACUGGGCCAAGAAAUAGAUGAUCACGAUGCAGUCCUGAGGUUUAAUGGCGCACCCACAGCCAACUUCCAACAAGAUGUGGGCACGAAAACUACCAUUCGCCUGAUGAACUCUCAGUUGGUCACCACAGAAGGGCGCUUCCUCAGGGACAGUUUGUACAGUGAAGGAAUCCUGAUUGUGUGGGACCCGUCCAUGUACCAUGCAGAUAUCCCAAAGUGGUACCAGAAUCCCGACUACAAUUUCUUUAAUAACUAUAAGAGCUAUCGCAAGCUGCACCCCGACCAGCCCUUUUACAUCCUCAGACCCCAGAUGCCUUGGGAGCUGUGGGAUGUUCUUCAGGAAAUCUCCCCAGAAGAGAUCCAGCCAAAUCCCCCAUCCUCUGGGAUGCUCGGUAUCAUCCUCAUGAUGACGCUGUGUGACCAGGUGGACGUUUAUGAGUUCCUCCCAUCCAAGCGCAAGACUGACGUGUGCUACUACCACCAGAAGUUCUUUGACAGCGCCUGCACGAUGGGUGCCUACCACCCACUCCUUUUUGAGAAGAAUAUGGUGAAGCACCUCAACGAGGGCACAGAUGAAGACAUCUACCUGUUUGGGAAAGCCACACUGUCUGGCUUCCGGAACCUUCGCUGCUGAGCCUGGGCCCCUGGUCAGGCACCUUCUUCUUCUCCAUUGGUCAUUUUAUGGCUGCUCAUUGGCCACUGCAGCCCAGGAGGACCAUCUUCAGGAGCAGCCUCAGCCAGCUGAUUGGACUCUAGAGGCUCUAGAGGGCAGGGCCUCUGGGGUUUCCAGAGACCAGGGCCAAAGAAACCAGGCCCAGCCUUCCUCACAGGGACAGAGCUUGUCAGCCCAGCCUCCGGUCACACAAACAGACACACAUACCUGACAUCCUUUCUACACAGCAUCUUCCCUCGACACACAGGUAGAGGCAAAAUCUGCCUUUCUCCCCUGGGCUGCCAAAUCUGGGCUUUGUUUUACCCAACGGAAUGAUGUUUUCCUCACAAACCAGCAUUCUGGGUUGCUUGAGAGCUCUACCUAGAUGUCGAUAUUUUAAAGAAACCCCAAAUCAUGAUUGUACCAGGUGCAGGGUGGCUCUGGGGUGCAAGUAGUUUGGGCUAUUGGAAACAUCUCAGUUUCUCCAGAACAAAGUUGCUCAGUGCACUGGGGCAUGUGGAGGGAUGAGCCUGCUCUCCACUUGGCCGGGAGACACACGCUGUACACUGUGCCCAUGGUCCUAGCAAGCUUCAUAGAACUGGGGCAUGGGAAUGGGCUGCACAGGAAGAGAAGAAACAUAUCAAAUAGAUUUCAUCUGAGUCACUUUAACUUUCCUUUCUGCCUUUAUCACCAGUAUUUUAUUCUCUAAGAUCUGCUAGGAUAUAGAGGCUCUGGCCUUUUUAUUUUUUUGAGGAAGCCUCCUACCCACUAAGUGUUGGCACUAAGUGUAGUAUCACAGCAGGCACCAGACAAGCCAGAGCCCCUGAACCCUGAUUUCUGUAGGUUUGGCCUGGCCUGACCUUCUUCACCCAGUGGGGUUUAUGCACUAUAUUCCAACUCUUCCUUUUUUAAUGUCUACACCCCAAACCUCUUCCUAACAGCUGUCAUUUUUACCCCUUUAAUCAUCCCCUCACCAAUUACUGGCAAUCAUAUUUCACUUUAAAAGUAUCCUGACCCCACUUUCUCUGACCUCAUAAGCCUUUUGCAAAAACGGUCUCCUAGGGAGUUGGGGUUGUGCUUCUCUAGGACUGAUGGCACUCCCAGAGGCCAGAACCUGGGAGAUCACAACUGAUUCUCACAAGGCAUGGUGUGUAUGAAGUCACAUUGCCACACCUUCUGCUCAGUCCCAGCAGGGAGGCAUUGUGAGAGUCCCCAGGUGCUAUCUGCCCACUGUGGUUUGCACGGAUGCUCCCCCAAGUUUUUUCCUGUUUCCUGUCCAUUUGGUCCCCAUUGAAGAGAAGUUAGAUGACUUGCUUAAGAUCACACAGAAAGGAUGCAGAGCCAGGGUUUUCAGAACUAGGACUCUGGACUCCCACGUGCUCCAGCAUCGAUAGUGUUUGAGUUCCAAACUGACCAUCUUGGAACUAGAUACUCAUUUACUGCCACUCCCCUGGCCUCUGUAGGCAGAAGAAAAAGCCCUGGCUUUUCAAGUUGAUGCUCCCCUACCUAAUUGCUGUGGCACCUUGGGAAAAUUCUCACCCCUGUUUCCACAUCUGAAAACUUAGGGUGAUGAUCCUACCUUACUGGGUGAUUGUGAGGAUUGCAGAAAAGCAGCUGUAUCAGUAGGUACCUAGUCCAUGAGGGGCUCCUUCCGUUCUUUCUUCCUUCAUCAAGGGCUGCUCUGUGCACAUCUAGGCCCGACCUUGCUGCAAUGGAGAAUGGAGUCGGGAAGGGGAGCGAGGGUCCUGUGCUCAGGGAAUUGGCUGUUUUAUUGGGAGACAACAAUUGCUCCUCUUGGAACAUCUGGAAAAACACUCAAGUCUGCGGACGAUGCAGGGCCUGGCCCUCUUCACUGCCUGCAGCCCAGGUCAGGUCUACUUGGGAAUGAGUGGAGCACGUGGCUUGCUGGACCGCUUAAGUGAGACUCCUUAGCUCUCUGUGGGCCCCCAGAUUCCUGGCUUGUUUUAUGUUCUGAUUGGACAUACUCAUGACCACAGAGUGCUAAGAAAGGUGGCAUUCUGCCAGCAGGAGACAUGUGUCCUCUGUAGAGACAGACUACACUGGGUAGAAUCUAGUUUUCAGGGUUUUUUUUGGUUACCAGGAAUCAAACUCAGGGCCCCUGCAUGCCAGACAGGUGCUGCACCACUGAGCUACAUUCCUGGCCCAUUUAAUUGUUAUUGUUAAUAUGAGAUUAAAUUAAUUUAUGAUUUUGAAAGUCUGCCGAGCUUUGAAUUCUAUGCUCUGUAAAUGUGGAAACCUUGGAGAAAUGCAAAGAAGAUGUGGAUGUAAUCAUUGGCCUGUGUUUAAUGUUUUUGACAGAUAAUUUUAAAGCUAUGUCUGAAUGCUGCGGGAAAGCCUGUCUGUGUGAUUCCGUCUUCAGGAGGCAUCUAUUCCUCCUGUAUCAUGCAGUCCCCUCUAAUCCUUCCAAAUAAGCUAUUGCUGUUCGUUUGGAUUUGAGACUUUAGUCUCACCAGAAAGUUCUGAAAUAUGCCUAAGCUAGUUCUGAAUUACCCAAAGAUUGUAUACAUUUGUAAAAUAAAGGUGAUUUUUAAAAA
This is a messenger RNA of Heterocephalus glaber (naked mole-rat), 4350 nucleotides long. It is a transcript of the gene St6gal1, whose product is annotated as ST6 beta-galactoside alpha-2,6-sialyltransferase 1. Gene Ontology annotation, cellular component: Golgi apparatus. NCBI's taxonomy places the organism in Eukaryota, Metazoa, Chordata, Mammalia, Rodentia, Bathyergidae. Gene Ontology annotation, molecular function: beta-galactoside alpha-2,6-sialyltransferase activity. Gene Ontology annotation, biological process: sialylation. The record is from RefSeq and is a predicted model, not a curated record.